Molecule: messenger RNA, 1590 nt
Organism: Parasteatoda tepidariorum (common house spider)
Lineage: Eukaryota; Metazoa; Arthropoda; Arachnida; Araneae; Theridiidae
Source: RefSeq, a predicted model, not a curated record
AUGGGAACUUGUGAGAACUGCGCUCAGCCGCAUAAUACAUUAUUAUGUUCUAAUAAUUCAAAUGAAACAAAAUUAAGAGCACAGGUGGAAAACGAAAUAAUUUCUACUAUUAGUAGCAACAACACAACUAUUCCAGUCACUCAAUGCGUUUUAUUACCCACCGCUGUUGUUAAUGUUCAGGGCGGUGAUGGCUCACUACAUAAAUGCAGACUCCUUAUAGAUUCAGGCAGUCAAGGCACAUUCAUUAAGGAGAGUUGUGUUAAUUUAUUAAAGUUAAAACGAAAUAGUGAGAGAAUCAGUGUUGAUGGCCUAAGUUCACAAAGGGUAGGUAAGGUUACAGGUUCAGUUCAACUACACACCACAUCAUUAAUUUACAAAAAUGCUAACAUCACGAUAGAAGCUUUAAAUAUACCCAAAAUAACUUGUGAUCUUCCUCAAACAGAGGUCAAUGCGUCUGUUUUGAAUUAUUUUAAACAAUUAAAAUUAGCAGAUGCAUAUUGCCUCCAACCAGAACCUAUAGAUAUUUUACUGGGUGCAGAAGUUUUUGGCGAAAUAAUGCUCAACGGACGUUUAACUAUUCCAGAACUUUCAUUAACUGCUCUAGAAUCCAUUUUCGGAUGGGUUAUUCUUGGAAGAACAGAAAGCAAGUCACCUAUCAAAGCACGUACAAUCAUAACAAAUCAUGCUAGUUGCAGUGAAGCUGAAUAUCAGUUAGAUAAAUUCUGGAAGCUAGAAGAAAUUACAGAAGCAAAGUCCUAUUCAGAGGAAGAAAUUGCAUGCGAAAAUCAUUUUAAAGAAACAUUUUCUCGAGACUCUACUGGCAGAUUUGCUGUCAAUUUUCCUUUUCGUGAGUCAUCUGAAGAACUUGGUUCAUCUCGAAAUUUUGCUAUUCAUCGUUUGUUACAAAUUGAACGUAGGUUUAUCGAAAAUCAGUCACUUUCAAUGCAGUAUCAUAAAUUCAUGCAAUAUUAUUUAGAUCUCGGUCACAUGGAAUUAAUACCAGAAACGGACAUUGAUAUUCCAGCCACAUCUAGUUUUUAUCUCCCUCAUCAUCCAGUUCCAAACAAAAUCGGGGAUAAAUUCCGUGUUGAUUUCGAUGGUUCUGCAAAAUCUUCAACUGGUGUUUCACUUAAUGACAAAUUGAUGGUAGGACCGCAGUUGCAAGAUGACUUAACAAUAUUGCUCAUAAGAUUUAGAACACAUAAAAUUGCUCUAACAGCAGACAUUGAGAAAAUGUACAGACAGGUUAUUUUGAAGAACUCUGACUUUCAAAGAAUCGCAUGGCGUAACUCACCUUUUGAGCCUAUUCAAGAUUAUCGACUCACUGGAAUCGUCUAUGACACAGCUUCUGCGCCUUAUCUUGCUACAAAGUGUCUUCAGCAACUAGCAACGGAAGAAGCAGAUAAUUUUCCUUUGGCCUCCAAUGCAGUCAUGAAAGACUUUUAUGUAGACGAUUUAAUGUCUGUAGCUGAGACACUCAGUAAAGCUCAUGAAUUACAAACACAAUUGAUGCAAAUGUUAUCAAGCGCAGGAUUCAGUCUGAGGAAAUGGGCAUCAAACAGCAAUGAUAUUAAAUUGCAUUGUCAAUGA